UAGGUGUGUAUGAUUGAUACUGCUCAGCUGGCCGAAUUCAACUAACCAUAUGACGACUCUCAGUCACGUGGGACUGACCGUUGUCACGGUAACCGUAAACUACCAGAGAGCGCACAGUCAGUCUGCAGUGUAGAAGUUGAGACGAGAGAGAAUAAUGUCGGACGUAGGGUCGGAUGAGUUUGAUGAUGAGCGCAGUAAAGUCGGGGAAUAUGAAGGAGACAGAAAUGAAGCAGGAGAGAGACACGGAGUCGGGAAAGCUGUCCUGCCCAACGGAGACGUUUAUCAGGGACAGUACGAGCACGGCACGAGGCACGGACAGGGGACAUAUCGCUUCAAGAAUGGGGCGAGAUAUGUGGGAGACUAUCACAACAACAUGAAACAUGGACAGGGCACCUUCUACUAUCCAGAUGGCUCUAAAUAUGAAGGGUCGUGGGUGGAGGACCUGAGACAGGGCCACGGGGUCUACACCUACCCCAACGGAGACACGUAUGAUGGAGAUUGGCUGCAUCACAUCAGGCACGGCCAGGGCAUUUACCAUUACCAGAAGACGGGCUCCCAGUACCGGGGCUCCUGGCUGAACGGCAAGAUGGAGGCAGCUGGAGAGUACAUCCACUCUAACGCUAGAUACAAAGGCAACUUUGUCAACAGUAAUCCGUGUGGCCCGGGGAAGUAUGUGUUCGACAUCGGCUGUGAGCAGCAUGGGGAAUACCAGCAGACAGAGCAGGAGCGAGCUGAGGGCGAGUGGGGCGAGUUGGCCUCCACCACUGUCAUCAAGUGGAUUCCCAAGUGUGUCACCGGCCUGACGCUGUGGACUCCAGGCAAAGACACUUCAGGUGGGGAAAAGGAAGCGGCUGUAGCAGAGAAGUGAGCUGUGUGACCAAUCCACAAUCCUGCGUCUCUCAACCUGUUUACGAAGCAAAAUAACAUGUGUUCCUAAAUAUGAAAAUAAAUCUGUUAAGUUUGA
Molecule: messenger RNA, 964 nt
Organism: Perca flavescens (yellow perch)
Lineage: Eukaryota; Metazoa; Chordata; Actinopteri; Perciformes; Percidae
Gene: rsph1
Product: radial spoke head component 1
Exons: 8
Coding region: 155-868 (237 amino acids)
Biological process (GO): axoneme assembly; spermatid development
Cellular component (GO): nucleus; motile cilium
Source: RefSeq, a predicted model, not a curated record